Strongylus vulgaris is the source of this 291-nucleotide messenger RNA. The record is from the annotation of a GenBank genome assembly. Lineage: Eukaryota; Metazoa; Nematoda; Chromadorea; Rhabditida; Strongylidae.
UUAUGCGGCCUCUUCACAACCUUCUGUUUUCUGUGUGCUGGCUUUGUUUCUCUUGCUAUUUAUGCUGGCUUGUUUGGUUUCUCAAUUGCAUGUUAUAUCUGCCUCACUAGCGUCAUUCUGGUUGACCUUCUCGGGCUGGAUAAGCUUACAAGUGCAUUUGGUCUUCUUCUAUUGUGGCAGGGAGCAGGGACCGUUUUCGGUCCUCCUAUUGCUGGAUAUCUUGCUGAUAUCACCUAUGCUUAUACUUGGUCCUUCAUAUUCUGCGGAGUGAAUCUGUUGGUAAGAACAUAG